AUGGCUCCUACUCCCAAGGAAUGCGACUUCCUCGUCAUUGGUAUCGGCAGUGGUGGUCUCGCUGCUGCUAGAAGAGCUAGCGGCCAAUAUGGCAUGAAGACCAUCGCUGUCGAGAACUCCAGACUCGGAGGUACUUGUGUCAACGUCGGAUGUGUGCCCAAGAAGGUUACCUGGAACGCCGCCGCCAUCCAAGAGACCAUCCACGAAGCCAAGGCCUAUGGCUUCUCUAUCCAGGAGACUGCUCCCUUCGACUGGACCACCUUCAAGCACAAGCGUGACGCCUACGUCAAGCGUUUGAAUGGCAUCUACGAGAAGAACCUCAAGAACGACAAGGUCGAGUACCUCAAUGGAACUGCCUCUUUCGUCUCCAAGGACGUCGUCAAGAUCGUGGGCCAGGACGGUCAGGAGCAGCAGGUGCGCGCAAAGAAGAUCCUCGUUGCCGUUGGCGGUCGUCCCAGCAAGAUCGGUGUUGAGGGUGAAGAGCUCGGUAUCAACAGUGAUGGCUUCUUCGACCUCGAGAAGCAGCCCAAGAAGGUCGCCGUCGUCGGCGCCGGUUACAUUGCCGUUGAGAUGGCUGGCAUGUUCCACCACCUCGGCACAGAGACUCACUUGUUCAUUCGCCAUGACAAGUUCCUCCGUACCUUCGAUCCCAUGAUUCAGGACAAGAUUAUGGACGAGUACAAGCGCCAGGGUCUCCACAUUCACACCAACAGCUCUCAGAGCAAGCUCGAGGAUCUGGGCAAUGGCAUGAAGAAGCUGCACUACAAGGACGACCAAGGCGAGAGCACCAUGGACGUUGACUGUGUCCUCUGGGCCAUUGGCCGCACUCCCGAGAUCGAGAAGCUCAAGAUUGAGAAUGCUGGUAUCGAGGUUGACGACAAGAACCACAUCAAGGUCGACAAGUACCAGAACACCAACGUUGACGGCAUUUACGCUCUGGGCGAUGUUUGCAACGCCGGCAUGGAGCUGACCCCUGUUGCCAUCGCCGCUGGCCGUCGUCUUGGUGACCGUCUCUUCGGCGGCAAGAAGGAUGCUCAUCUCGAUUACACCAAUGUCCCCUCGGUUGUCUUCUCUCACCCUACUGUCGGUAGCAUCGGUCUUACCGAGCCCGAGGCUCGCGAGAAGUUCGGCGACACCGUCAAGAUCUACACCUCAAGCUUCACUGCCAUGUACUACGCCAUGAUGGAGCCCGAAGACAAGGGUCCCACCGCCUACAAGCUCAUCUGCGAAGGCCCUAACGAGAGAGUUGUUGGUCUGCACAUCCUUGGCCAAGGCAGUGACGAGAUCCUCCAAGGCUUCGGUGUUGCUAUCAAGAUGGGUGCUACCAAGGCCGACUUUGAUAGCUGUGUUGCCAUUCAUCCUACCUCUGCUGAGGAGCUGGUCACCAUGAAGUAG
This is a messenger RNA of Aureobasidium pullulans EXF-150, 1395 nucleotides long. RefSeq names its product glutathione reductase. NCBI's taxonomy places the organism in Eukaryota, Fungi, Ascomycota, Dothideomycetes, Dothideales, Saccotheciaceae. The transcript has 2 exons. Gene Ontology annotation, biological process: glutathione metabolic process; cell redox homeostasis; cellular response to oxidative stress. Gene Ontology annotation, cellular component: mitochondrion; cytosol. Bases 1 to 1395 code for a protein of 464 amino acids. The record is from RefSeq and is a predicted model, not a curated record. Gene Ontology annotation, molecular function: glutathione-disulfide reductase (NADPH) activity; NADP binding; flavin adenine dinucleotide binding.